CGCAGCCGCAGGAGGGCGGUACCACGGCGGCUGCGAGAUGGGGGGGCGCGGAGCAGGCGCCGGAAGUAGCCGUGGUACGGAUCCCACCGAGGGGUACUCACCGCAGGCGGCGUCCACCAGAGCCGCGGCCAGAGCCAAGGCCCGAGGGGGUGGGCGUGGCGGCCGCCGAAACACAACACCCUCUGUUCCCUCAUCUCGUGCAGCGGCUCCGCGUCGCUCCCCUCCACCCGCUACCAUGAGCGAGCGCCUCCGCCCCAGGAAAAGGAGAAGGAAUGGCAGUGAAGAAGACCUCCAUCUUCCCCCUCAGACCAAAAAGAGUAGUAGAAACCCUGUCUUUCACGAUUCCUGGGACACAGAGUCAUCCAGCAGUGACAGUGGUGGGAGCAGCAGUGGCGUCUACAGCCCGGACAGGACCAGCGGGCCAGAGAGCAGCUUAUCCCACAUCGCCACCUGGUCUGGCCCUAACACCCCUCAGCCCAGGCCCGAGCAGUCUGCACUGUGCCAGGGCCCUUACUUCCACAUCAACCAGACCCUGAAGGAGGCCCACUUCCAUAGCCUACAGCACCGAGGACGGCCUCCCACAUGAUGUGCCCGCAGUUUCUUGCCUUCUGUGAAGGGACAGCGCUGUGCAGAUUUGAUAUUUCAACUUAAGAUGUUUUAAAAAAUUGCACAAAAAAAUGCCUGUUGGCUUUUCCGUCUAUAUUUGAAAUAACAGGUUAACAGGCGGUUGUUUACUUGUGGUUUUGCUGCACUAUUGCAAUUUCAAAGGGGCUUUGAAGCAAUUUUUUAUAGGAUUCUUUUGAGGGUGGGUAUCAAAUCCAUGUUGAGGUAAUGGUAUGAGGAAAUCUCAUCUGUGUGUUGAAUCCAUAGUUUGUCCAGUUCAGAUUGAUUUCCAGAUAUGUCAAUUAGAAAUUCUACUUCAUGUAAAAAGGCCUUUUAGAAAGUGCGGGGUCUUCAAUUUUUUAAAUUCAAUAAACCAGUAAAGAGUG
Manis javanica (Malayan pangolin) is the source of this 989-nucleotide messenger RNA. It is a transcript of the gene VCF1, whose product is annotated as VCP nuclear cofactor family member 1. The record is from RefSeq and is a predicted model, not a curated record. Lineage: Eukaryota; Metazoa; Chordata; Mammalia; Pholidota; Manidae.